GACACCGCAUUGAGGAGAUCCCAGAGGUUCCCCUGGUGGUUGACGACAAAGUGGAGGGUUACAAGAAGACUAAAGAGGCCGUGCUGCUGCUGAAGAAACUCAAGGCCUGGAACGACAUCAAGAAGGUGUACGCGUCACAACGUAUGCGAGCUGGCAAAGGUAAGAUGAGGAAUCGCAGGCGUAUCCAACGCAAAGGACCGUGCAUCAUCUACAACCAGGACCAAGGUGUCACCAAGGCCUUCAGAAACAUCCCUGGUAUCACCCUGCAGAACGUGAACAAGCUGAACCUGCUGAGGCUCGCCCCCGGCGGUCACGUUGGUCGCUUCUGUAUCUGGACCGAGUCCGCCUUCCGCAAGCUGGACCAGCUCUAUGGGACCUGGCGCAAGUCCGCCUCUCUCAAGGUGGACUACAAUCUGCCCAUGCACAAGAUGACCAACACAGAUCUGAGCAGGAUUCUGAAGAGUGAGGAGAUCCAGAAAGCACUCCGUGCACCAAACAAGAAGAUCAGGCGCAGAGUCCUGAAGAAGAACCCUCUGAAGAACCUGAGAAUAAUGAUGAAGCUGAACCCCUACGCCAAGACAGCCAGACGUCAAGCCAUCCUGCUGCAUGACCCGACUAUCAAGGCCAAGAUGCUGAAGCCCAAGAAGAAGCCGGCCAAGAAGCCGGCAGCCCCCGCCAAGGCAGCCCCCACCAAGGCAUAAAUCAGCUCUAACAGACUGUGGCGUUCAGAUGGUUUCAAAUAAAAUUUAAAUGAAAGUC
Messenger RNA from Oncorhynchus gorbuscha (pink salmon), 759 nucleotides. Its product is annotated as 60S ribosomal protein L4-B-like. The record is from RefSeq and is a predicted model, not a curated record. Gene Ontology annotation, molecular function: structural constituent of ribosome; RNA binding. Gene Ontology annotation, biological process: translation. Lineage: Eukaryota; Metazoa; Chordata; Actinopteri; Salmoniformes; Salmonidae. Gene Ontology annotation, cellular component: cytosolic large ribosomal subunit; ribosome.